ACAGGCGGGGGCGGGGGCGGGGGGAGCUGGCUGCGGGAGACCCCCUGCUCCGGAAGGGAGAGCCCUUGGGCCACCCUUGGGGCGGGACGAUCAGGAGGGGCACAGCCGUGAGCCUCGGGAGGGCUAGGGGCAGGGAGCCCGCGACCUUCAGAGUCUCCUCGCUCGGGGACUGGUUUCCAGGUGUCCGCCCCGCGCCUCCCCGCCCCCGACCCUGACCCUCCCCCGCCGGGCAGGCCCACAGGGCCCAGCCCGCGUUCUCCUCCCACUCAGUCCGAGCAGCGCAGCUAAAAGCUGACGGCUCCACGGGAACCUUGCACGUCCUGGCCGGCGGCCUCCGUCUCCCCUAGGACAUGAGUUCCCCGGGGAGUCUGGAGGCGGCGCCCGCAGCCGGACAAGGCCGGGGGGAGGACGGUGCCGCGGAGUCCCGCGGGGCGCAGCUGCUGGGCUCCGGCUAUGAGGAGCUUCCCGCUGCAGAGGCCCCGGGUGUGGAGGGCGGGUCCCUAGCCUCAGAGGAGGUCAGCCCCUCGGGCGCGGAGGACCAGCGGGGACCUCGCCGCCCGCGCGUCCGCUCCUUCUCGCUGCCCGCCGACCCCAUUCUGCAGGCGGCACAGCUCCUGCGGCCGGGCGCGGAGGGCGGGGAGCGAGCCGGGAACUGCUGUGCCAAGUGCAAGAAGCGGGUGCAGUUCGCCGACUCUCUGGGGCUGAGCCUGGCCAGCGUGAAGCACUUCAGCGAGGCUGAGGAGCCGCGGGUGCCGCCCGCCGUGCUCUCCCGCCUGCACAGCUUCCCCAUGCGAGCCGAGGACCUGGAGCAGCUCGGGGGGCUGUGGGCCUCGGGCGCGGUGCGGGCCCCCCGCCCCGCGCCGCCACCCGCGCUCCGGCCGCUCUUCCAGCUCCCGGGGCCGAGCGCCGCGGCCGAGCGCCUGCGGCGACAGCGCGUGUGCCUGGAGCAGGUGCAGUGCCCCGCGCCGACGGGCGCCGAGGUGACCGGCUCCGGGCGGGUGCUGCGCUGCCCAGGGCCCAGCGCCGUGCUGGUGCGCUACACCUUCACCGAGUGGCGCACCUUCCUGGACGUGCCCGCCGAGCUGCAGCCCGAGCCACCGCCGUCGGGGGACGCGGAGGGGGACCCGGCGGCCGAGCGCUUCCGCUUCUCGCUGUGCCUGCCCCCUGGCCUGCAGCCCCGGGAAGGCGAGGCCGGGCGUGUGCAGGACGCCGCCGCCGUCCACUUUGCUGUCUGCUACCGCUGUGCGCAGGGCGAGUUCUGGGACAACAACGCGGGCGCCAACUACACGCUGCGCUACGUGAGUUCCACGGACCCGCUCUGAGCCCGGCCGCCGCCGGGUACCAUGGGAACGCUUUGCGGAGGCAGCGGAGGACACCGCCGAGGCCCCCAGCCCAGGCAGAUCCUUGAGCGACGCGCGUGGGCCUGGUCCCAAGUCUUCUCCACCCUCCCAGAUGGGCUCUGGACGCCCAGCCUUCCUCAGAAGGGAAGAAACCCCCAAGGCCCCGAGGAAAAAGCCUCCCAGAUCCUGGGCUCUAUGACCAUGGAUUUUGUUUUUAACUCAGACUCAGUAUUUUCGCCUUUGCAACUUGACCGAGCCCGGUAGGGGAGGACAAAGCGCUCUGCCACCGCGCAUGUCGGCGACGGCGUAGGAACUGGCACACCCUUUCUCCCAGAAAACUGGCCGGGGGCUGGGUCGCGCUGUCCUUUUAACUGGGACCUGGAGAAUGUUUGCUCAGAUGCUAUUUACUCGUGCAAAUUGUGGUCAACUAUCCCUUUAAAAAGUAAAGGUCACUCGCACACCUGUUUGCACUGCGUCUUCGCUCUGGAGCGUUUUGGGAGGCCAGGCCGUCUGCUGAUGACACAGUGCACUUUAAUCGUCAACAGCAGCAUUUACAAGUUUCCCUUCUUCGGUCUCCUGCGUGGUGUGGAGGGGUCCAGGUUUCCCCACUGUUGGAGAAAGUGUGCCAUCCCGGCUGGGAUGAGACGUUUGGUGAAGUGGGAUGGCAGAGUAACACAGCACAGCUGGCCUUGGUGGUGAGCCGCAAGCAGCCUCACACAUGCCCCAGCCCCCGCGCAGACCAAGCAGAGAAUAUCUGUGCUGGGCCUUCAACAGGUCUGGAUGCCAAGCACAAGGGACUGGCUGGAAGCGUGGCUUUUUAUCCCUCAAAGCCACAGCAAGGCCUGGUGACUUCGUGGCUCAUGAAGGCACAGAAUCAGGGCCUGAGUCUUUCUUGCCCACUGCUGGGGCCUUCGAGUGCCAGCGUGAGGUGGCCCUGCCGAGCCAGCAGCUAGGGGUCCUAGCAAGGACCUGGUUCCAUCACACCUCGGUCAUCCCUUCCUUGGGUAAUUUACAUUUUUGAAAGACAUGUCCUGUUUUCUAGCACAGGGCUAGUAUCAUUUAUUGGUUUGGAGCUGGGGGCCUUGAAGGAGGGAGGUAUUCAUGGUUGCCCUGAUGAACAGGGUGGUCAGCGGACUAAAGACCAUGAGCCACAUCGGCCAGAGCCUCUCUUGGUAGGUGGGCCUAAGAAUGGCUUGUAAAUAGUGGAAAACACCCCAAAGAAGAAUACUGCUUUGCAAUGUGAGAACAUUACGUGAAAUUUAGAUUUGGUAUCCAUAAAUAAAAUUUUACUGGAACACA
Heterocephalus glaber (naked mole-rat) is the source of this 2639-nucleotide messenger RNA. NCBI's taxonomy places the organism in Eukaryota, Metazoa, Chordata, Mammalia, Rodentia, Bathyergidae. The record is from RefSeq and is a predicted model, not a curated record.